UCUUGUUACGCCAUGUCUUCACUAUUGGACCAGGCCACGCGCAUUGCGCGUGACUUCGACUACCCCGCCGAGAAAGUGCAACGCGGGGUUGCCGAGUACAUUAAGCAGUCCAACGAGGGCUUGACCAAAGAGGGCACCACCUUGAGCCAAAUUCCUACCUUCGUGACUGCUGUGCCAAAUGGCACGGAAAAGGGCCUUUACUUGGCUGUCGACCUCGGUGGCACUAACUUCCGUGUGUGCUCGGUCCUCCUGCACGGCGAUACUACCUUCUCCCUCACCCAAUCCAAGAUCCUAAUUCCUCGGGAAUUGAUGGCCUCUGGCACAUCGAAGGAUCUCUUCCUGUUCUUGGCCCGUCAAAUCGAAUCAUUCCUUCGCAUUCACCACAAUGAGCACUUCGAGGCCCACCAGCUCCGCCGACGGGAAGAUUAUAACGAAGAGGACUUGUUCGAUUUGGGCUUUACCUUCAGUUUCCCUGUGCGCCAAUGUGGUAUCAACCGUGGAACACUGAUCCGUUGGACCAAGGGCUUUAACAUCCCCGAUGCGGUUGGCCACGAUGUUUGCGCGCUGCUUCAGUCGGCCAUUGAUGAUUUGAACCUGCCAGUGCGUGUGGCUGCACUGGUGAACGACACUGUUGGUACUCUCAUGGCCCGCUCAUACACCUCGCCAGGCGAGACUGGCACUUUCCUCGGUGCCAUUUUCGGAACCGGUACCAACGGUGCUUACGUGGAGAAGACUAAGAACAUCACCAAGCUCCAGCACAUGAAGGAUGCCCACUUUGACGACUCCACAGGCGAGAUGAUUAUCAACGCUGAGUGGGGUAGCUUCGAUAACCACAUGAGCGUGCUCCCUACCACGGUGUUCGAUGAUGAGCUGGAUGCUGACAGCAACAACCCCGGUGUGCAGAUGUUCGAGAAGCGUGUUUCGGGCAUGUUCUUAGGCGAAAUUCUGCGCCGUGCACUCUUGUCUCUACACCGCGACAACGACCUGGGAUUGUUCAAGGCCAACAAGAACUCUAAGGUCAUCCUUCCUGAAGGAUCUAUGCUCUUCCGUCAAUGGGGUCUGGACACUAGCAUGCUGAGUUCAGUCGAGGUUGAUAACAGCAAGGAUUUGGCGGAUGUGAAGACCGCAUUGAAGGAUCACCUCGAGAUUGAGAACCCCAGCUUUGAAGAGUGCCAGGCUGUGAAAAUCAUAGUUCACGCGAUUGGAAAACGUGCCGCUCGCCUGAGCGCCGUUCCGCUGGCUGCCAUUCUCGUGCACACCAACAAGCUUGAGACCGAUGAUAUCAUUGACAUUGGUGUCGAUGGCAGUCUUGUUGAAUUCUACCCCGAUUUUGAACGGCAUAUGCGUGAGGCUUUGCGCGAAGUUCCCCAAGUCGGAGUUGCAGGCGACAAGAAGAUCCGCAUUGGUAUUUCCAAGGAUGGCAGCGGGGUUGGCGCAGCUCUGAUUGCGCUUGUCGCUAACAAGAACAAUGGCCUCGAAAUUCCCCACGAGAAAUAA
Penicillium hordei is the source of this 1497-nucleotide messenger RNA. It is a transcript of the gene glkA, whose product is annotated as glucokinase glkA. Gene Ontology annotation, molecular function: fructokinase activity; glucokinase activity; ATP binding. Bases 13 to 1497 code for a protein of 494 amino acids. Gene Ontology annotation, biological process: intracellular glucose homeostasis; glucose 6-phosphate metabolic process; glycolytic process. The transcript is spliced from 2 exons. Gene Ontology annotation, cellular component: mitochondrion; cytosol. Lineage: Eukaryota; Fungi; Ascomycota; Eurotiomycetes; Eurotiales; Aspergillaceae. The record is from RefSeq and is a predicted model, not a curated record.